AGGGAGUUGCCGGCGCCUUUCUGUCACUUCCCGGAGUAACGUUACAUCAAUACCUCCGAUCUUCUUCUCCAAUUCUUCCGACGUCUUCAUCACAGAUCCUCAAAACUCGUUCCUUUAAUCUUGAAUGUUGGCGAAUCUCUAAAUCGUAUCCACUGUCAUGAACACCUUGCUUUCCUUCUCCUCCCCGUCAGCUACUCGUCCUCGAGCAGCUUCUUCAACUUCUAUUGGUUUUCCGGCAUUGUCCGGGGCAGCUUUGACUGCUCCUCCAGCGUUAAAAUGCCUAAAAGCUUUGUCUCCAUCAUGGGAACCGCCGAUUUUGGAGGACCCAUCAAGGGCAAGAACCAGUUCCUUGUAUGCUAUUCCAGUGUGGGCCAAAACCCAUUCAGGUUGCAUUUAAAACAGGUGACUAUCAAAGGCAAGUUAUUUUCUUUGGUUGAUUGACAGAUGGAUUUCUAGCGACUGAAUACUUGGAACCCCUUGCAAUUGCUUUGGAUAAGGAGAAAUGGUCACUUGUUCCACUAUUGAUGUUAUCUUCAUAUGGUGGGUAAGAGUUGAUUUCUUUGUUUUAGCUUGUUCAGUAUCUGAAGAUCAUUUGGAUCUUUUUGGCAUUGUCUUCUUUGCCCCUGUGUCUAGGAUACUGUGCAUUACAUGCCUACAAAUUCUGCAUGUUCCUGAGCAGUUUGCGCUGCCAUUUUGCUGGCUUCAGUUAGUGAUCGGGAACAUAGAAUGACUCUUUCUGAAACAGCUGCUAUGAUUGAUUUGGCUUCAACCAUGAGAAGAGAAGGCCGAGGUUCAGAAUUAAUGCCAAAGGAAGCAGAUCCAUCGGCUGCUAUAUAACUGCCUAUAGGUGGGUGUGCUUCCUACCUUAGCCUAUUCUUCUUGGUUUGUUAACAAGUGCUCCAAUUCUUCUUUGCUUCACAAUCCAAUGUAUUUUUUUUUUAUCUUUUUAACUGUUGAUAGGUUUUUUCUGUCAAUAAUAUCUGUAUUCUUCC
This is a messenger RNA of Rubroshorea leprosula, 992 nucleotides long. The record is from the annotation of a GenBank genome assembly. Lineage: Eukaryota; Viridiplantae; Streptophyta; Magnoliopsida; Malvales; Dipterocarpaceae.